Molecule: messenger RNA, 3205 nt
Organism: Globicephala melas (long-finned pilot whale)
Lineage: Eukaryota; Metazoa; Chordata; Mammalia; Artiodactyla; Delphinidae
Gene: CPXM1
Product: carboxypeptidase X, M14 family member 1
Biological process (GO): peptide metabolic process; protein processing
Molecular function (GO): metallocarboxypeptidase activity; zinc ion binding
Source: RefSeq, a predicted model, not a curated record
GACCCACGGCCCGCUUCUUCCGCGGGCCGGUUGUCCCACUCCUCUGCCCCCCGUGUGGCGACCCCUCCCCAGCACGCGCACACACACCACACACACGCCACACACGCCACACUCCGUGCCCAGCGCCUGUGUGGCGACCCUUCCCCACGCACACACACUCCCUGCCCGGUACAAUGGCUGCUGAGUCAGCAGCCCCAGUUCCCUGCCAAACCAAGUCAGCAGUCCUGGGACAGGAACCAGUUGGAUGCUAUCUCUUCCAGCCCCAAACUUUCCCUUUUCACAGAUGAGGAAACUGAGGCCAGAGCCCGGAGGAGGGGAGAAAGAGGUGCAGACAAAGGAGGAGGGUGCAGAGCAAGACUGAGGGCAGGGCCUGGAAGGAAAGAACUGAGGAAGGGAAGAAGAGCUCUCUGCCAGGAAGAACGCGGCACUGCCUGGGGAAGGGAGGGGGAAGGCUGCCUGACUUCCCACCUUUUCAGAUGUGGGAGUAAGAGAGGAGGAAAGCAAGGAGAUUGGCAGCCUAGGAGGGCUUCUUGGGAGAGGCAAGUGGAACUGGUCCUGAAGGGUAUCUCUGAAUUAGGAAGAGCUGAAGAGGAGGGCAGCCAAGAAGGAAACAGUCUGUGCAAAGGCACAGGGCACCUAACACAAAAAUGUACAGCAUGUUCUAGGGGCAUCUGUGGAGCUAGGCUGGGUGGGGAACUAGUGGCACCUGCCCUGUGCAAUGAAUACUUUGUACUGAAGGGCAGGCAGGGCAGGGGUCCAGCUCUGGAAGGCCUGAGCACCCGGGCAGACAUGGAUUUGAGGACAGGACAUCUCAGCUCAGACGGCAAACAUAAUGAUGGAGGUGGUACAGAGGCUUUGGGGCAUGAGACCGAGUCUGGAGCUAAGGAAGGCUCCUUGAAGUGUAUCUGGGCUGGGAUGCAAAGGAAGAAUGGGAAUUAGGCAAUAAAAUCAAAGGUGGUGGAUGACAGGGAAAGGGACAGCCGGGCAAAGAAGGAGUUAAAAAACCAAAUUCAGCUCUUUGGAGUAAGCAGAUAGUUCCUAGUGGCAGUGUAGCUCUCUAUUGGUGAGGGCCAAGCCGUCAGAGGGGAGAAGGAAUCAAGGAAGUGGCUGGAGAGGGACCUCAGAACAGCAUGUCCGGAUUCGAGUCAUCAAGAAGAAAAAGAUCAUCAUGAAGAAGCGAAAGAAGCUAACUCCCCCCAGACCCCCGGUGACUGCCAGGGCUUCAGUGACCACCAGUCCCGCAAGGACCCUUGACCUCCCCGAGAAGCAAGAACCAGACUGUCCCCCUUUGGGCCUGGAGUCCCUGCGAGUUUCAGAUAACCAGCUUGAUGCAUCUAGCAGCCAGUCCUUUGGUCUUGGACCGCACCGAGGACGGCUCAACAUCCAGUCAGGCCUCGAGGAUGGUGACCUUUUUGAUGGUGCCUGGUGUGCCGAGCAGCAGGAUGCCGAGCCCUGGCUUCAGGUGGAUGCUAGGCACCCCACCCGCUUCUCAGGCAUUAUCACACAGGGCAGGAACUCCAUCUGGAGGUAUGACUGGGUCACAUCAUACAAGGUCCAGUUCAGCAAUGACAGCCUUACCUGGUGGGGGAGUAAGAAUCGCAGCAGUGGGAUGGACGCGGUAUUUCCUGCCAAUUCGGACCCAGAGACACCCGUGCUGAACCUCCUGCCUGAGCCGCAGGUGGCCCGUUUCAUUCGCCUGCUGCCCCAGACCUGGCUCCAGGGAGGUGCAUCCUGCCUCCGGGCAGAGAUCCUGGCCUGCCCAGUCUCAGAUCCUAAUGGUCUGUUCCCUGAGGUCCCUGUGCUGGGAUCCUCCGACACACUGGACUUCCGGCAUCAUGAUUAUAAAGCCAUGAGGAAGCUGAUGAAGCAGGUGAACGAGCAGUGCCCCAACAUCACCCGCGUCUACAGCAUCGGGAAGAGCCACCAGGGCCUGAAGCUGUAUGUGAUGGAAAUGUCAGACCAGCCUGGGGAGCAUGAGCUGGGAGAGCCUGAGGUGCGCUACGUGGCCGGCAUGCAUGGGAAUGAGGCCCUGGGGCGGGAGUUGCUCCUGCUCCUAAUGCAGUUCCUGUGCCGUGAGUUCCUGAGAGGGGACCCGCGGGUGACCCGGCUGCUCACCGAGACGCGCAUUCACCUGCUGCCCUCCAUGAACCCUGACGGCUAUGAGACUGCCUUCCGCCGGGGCUCGGAGCUGGUGGGCUGGGCAGAGGGCCGCUGGAACCAUCAGGGCAUUGACCUUAACCAUAAUUUUGCUGACCUCAACACACCACUGUGGGAAGCAGAGGAUGAUGGGCUGGUGCCUGACACUGUCCCCAACCAUCACCUGCCACUGCCUACUUACUACACCCUGCCCAAUGCCACUGUGGCUCCUGAAACGUGGGCAGUGAUCAAGUGGAUGGAACGGAUCCCUUUUGUGCUAAGUGCCAACCUCCACGGGGGUGAGCUCGUGGUGUCCUACCCCUUCGACAUGACUCGGACUCCGUGGGCCGCCCGUGAACUCACGCCCACCCCAGAUGAGGCAGUGUUUCGCUGGCUCAGCACUGUCUAUGCUGGCACUAAUUGGGCAAUGCAGGACCCAGAUCGCCGACCCUGCCACAGCCAGGACUUCUCCUCGUAUGGCAACAUCAUCAACGGGGCUGACUGGCACACAGUUCCUGGGAGCAUGAAUGACUUCAGCUACCUACACACCAACUGCUUUGAGGUCACUGUGGAGCUGUCCUGUGACAAGUUUCCUCACGAGAACGAGCUGCGCCAGGAGUGGGAGAACAACAAAGAUGCCCUUCUCACCUACCUGGAACAGGUGCGCAUGGGCAUUGCCGGAGUUGUGAGGGACAAGGACACGGAGAUUGGGAUUGCUGAUGCUGUCAUUGCUGUGGAUGGGAUUAACCAUGAUGUAACAACGGCAUGGGGCGGGGAUUAUUGGCGCCUGCUGACCCCAGGGGACUAUGUGGUGACUGCCAGUGCUGAGGGCUACCACGCAGCGACUCGGAACUGCCGGGUCACCUUUGAAGAGGGCCCUGUGCCCUGCAAUUUCCACCUCACCAAGACUCCCAAACAGAGACUUCGAGAGCUGCUGGCGGCUGGGGCCAAGGUGCCCCCGGACCUUCGGAGGCGGCUGGAGCGACUGAGGGGACAGAAUUAACACCUCUAGCCGAAGAGCCCCAGAGCCUUGGGCAGGCUGGACCUGUCCAGAACUGAAGGAGGGGGC